Impatiens glandulifera is the source of this 768-nucleotide messenger RNA. Its product is annotated as transcription factor MYB73-like. Gene Ontology annotation, biological process: regulation of DNA-templated transcription. Gene Ontology annotation, cellular component: nucleus. The transcript has a single exon. Lineage: Eukaryota; Viridiplantae; Streptophyta; Magnoliopsida; Ericales; Balsaminaceae. Gene Ontology annotation, molecular function: DNA-binding transcription factor activity, RNA polymerase II-specific; RNA polymerase II cis-regulatory region sequence-specific DNA binding. Bases 1 to 768 code for a protein of 255 amino acids. The record is from RefSeq and is a predicted model, not a curated record.
AUGGCGGCGGCGGAGGAUACGAUGUUUCAAGUGAUCAAGGGGCAAUGGAGCAUCGAUGAGGACAGUUUGUUGGCUGAGGUGGUGCAAACCCACGGUGCCAAGAAUUGGUCUUUUAUUUGCAGAUCAAUUCCGGGGCGAACGGCUAGUUCUUGCCGGCUUCGGUGGUGCAACCAUUUGUCCCCGGAGCUAAACCAUGGGCCCUUCACCCCACAGGAGGACCAGAUCAUCAAUCGGGCCCAUGAAAUUCUGGGAAACAAGUGGUCGGAUAUCGCCCGAUUGCUUGUCGGCAGAACUGACAACCUUGUAAAGAACCGCUGGCAUUGCUAUUUAAAGAAACAGCCUGCUGGUGCGAUGAUCAAUGGCGGCGGCGGCGGAGGCGGCGACGGACAGGGAGCGGUAGAGGAAGUGGAAGAGGUAGAUGAAACUGCAGCUGGUAGGACGGAAAGUGAUUCCUUCGUGCCUCCUGGAGCUGAUGCUCUUGUUUUACUGUCGGAGACUGCCCUUAGAUCAGAAGGGUUAGUGGAUUCCGAUUCAGAGGAAAAUCAGAAUGAACCAGUUGAGGAGGAUGUGUCGGAGUCCACCGAUAUUGAUCCUAACAUUGUUCGGUUGGUUAAUAAAACUGUCAGGGAGUUACUUCCGGGCAUUGUCAGGAAGGAAAUGGAAAACAUCAUUCCAACCAUUCUUAGGGAGGAAAUGGAGAAGUGCAUUCCAAUCAUGCUUAGGAAGGAAAUGGAGAAGCUCACUCUUACUUUCAUUAAAAAAGACUGA